Talaromyces stipitatus ATCC 10500 is the source of this 1622-nucleotide messenger RNA. RefSeq lists its product as uncharacterized. The coding region runs from base 1 to 1419 and encodes 472 amino acids. The record is from RefSeq and is a predicted model, not a curated record. The transcript has 3 exons. Lineage: Eukaryota; Fungi; Ascomycota; Eurotiomycetes; Eurotiales; Trichocomaceae.
AUGGCGCAUAGUAUCGAGAACGGCCCUGAUGAUAUCUCUGUCAAAAGGGUAUGGUAUCGUUCAUCACUAUUCAAUGCCUGCGUGAUAGGAGCCGUUGGCUUUCUGGCACCUGGUCUUUGGAAUGCUAUGAACUCCCUCGGUGCUGGGGGUGAGGAGAAGCCAUUUCUUGUCAAUGCUGCAAAUUCUCUUGUAUUCGGCCUGAUGGGAAUUUUUUGUCUCUUCGGCGCACCAAUUGCAAAUCGUAUCGGGCUGAAAUGGACCUUGCUCCUCGGUGCUAUCGGUUAUCCCAUCUACUCUGCUGGACUAUAUACAAACAAUCGAUUCGGAACUGUGUGGUUGGUACUGUUUGGUUCUGCUACCUGUGGUAUCUCUGCUGGGCUUUUUUGGGCCAGUGAAGGUGCCAUUGCCAUUGGAUAUCCUGAGCCGGCCAAACGGGCUCGGUAUCUAAAUAUCUGGGUUUGGUGGAGGACUUUGGGCCCGCUGGUUGGAGACUCAAUUGUCUUAGCUCUUAACAUCAAUUCUUCCGGUAUAGGAAGUAUCAGCCAUACCACGUACCUGGUGUUCAUUGUUCUACAAUGUUUGGCUGCACCGGUGGCCUUCUUGCUCACAUCGCCGGCGAAAGUACAACGAGGUGACGGAUCUCGGGUUAUAAUCGUUGUGGAAAAAUCAUGGAAGGAUGAGUUCAAGGCUCUGUGGCGCACGUGCAAAAAUCCCACAGUCGUCUUACUUCUUCCCAUUUUCUGGGCGGUUUAUUUCAACCAAUAUACGGGCAAUUUCAAGGCUUACUACUUCGGAGUGCGGGCUCGCGCACUCAUGGCCUUUGUUACUGAUGUUGUCACAAUCAUUGGCUCGCAGACUAUGUCGCAUUGGCUUGAUUCUAAGAUUACCAAUGCUAAGAAGCGUGUUGUUUACGGGUGGUAUUGGGUGGUUUUCGUCCAUGUUGUCACAUGGAUUUAUGCUUGGGUCAUCCAAGGAGAAUUUAUAUCCCACCCUCCAAAACUUGAUUAUAAAUCCCCGGGAUUCGUAAAGGGCGCCUUUGCAGUGUGGCUGUGGGCGUUUGCACAACAGACGGCGCAAAACUGGCUAUAUUAUAUUGUCGGCUCCAUGACUGACAACAUCGCGGAGCUUACGCGGUUGACUGGUAUCCUAAGAGGUCAGGAGAGUUUUGGUCAAGCUGUUUCCUAUGGCCUCAAUUCAAAAAAAUGGUACGGUGGUCGUGUACCCAUGGCCGUGAAUACGAUACUUCUAGGUCUCUGUGUGGUACCUACAUGGAUCGUUGUCCAUAGACAUGAUCCAGAAGACUUCACAAAAAAGUAUACCCAACGUCAGGAUUCAGAGGGUGAUACAGCCAGUGGCGAGGAGGUUAUCGUCAGCUCGGAGCUCAAGGCCCAUUCGGCUGAACUUCGCAAAAGCGCCUAACCUUGGAAGCGUAGGGACAUAAUGUAUACUCACAGCCUGAUGUUUAAUAGAUGUCUUGUGAUAUUAGAGGACAUGUAAUAUCCUGCGAAAAAAAAAGGAAUAAAUUUCAAAGCUCACAGUUGGUAUUUCCACGAGAGAGUAGGAAUUAAUCUAGACCCGGACAACGAGCCAUAUCCAUUGACCCGAGAAUUGCCUAUAGGGGG